Messenger RNA from Drosophila ananassae, 632 nucleotides. RefSeq lists its product as uncharacterized. The record is from RefSeq and is a predicted model, not a curated record. The transcript is spliced from 2 exons. The coding region runs from base 1 to 597 and encodes 198 amino acids. Lineage: Eukaryota; Metazoa; Arthropoda; Insecta; Diptera; Drosophilidae.
AUGAAGUCGGAAAAGCUGAAAAGAAACUUUUGGAUAUCGGCGGAAAUAGAAUGUAUGCUGAAUUUGAUAAAGGAAGUGAACAACUCACAAGGCGCUCUGUCCACAAGCACCACCCAAUAUACAUUUAUUCAAAUAGCAAGCCAAAUGAAAAAGCGUGGAUUCCCAAAUAAAUCUCCCACUCAAAUCCGAAGAAAGUGGUUUCAAAUGAAAUCUGCUUAUCUCUGCUAUAAGAAAGGAAACCUUGACCGAUUGUUUCUAAUACCCGAGAAAUUCCGAAACGUUAUAGCACAAUUUGUGGAGAGUGGGGAAAAAAUCGGACGGUCCAAUUUGUCGACGAUUUCCACGGGAACACUUCCCCCAGCCCAACAACAACAGCAACAAAAACAACAUCAAAACCAUUCCAAGCAAGAAGUUAAAGCUUUUCCAGAUGUUCCUAAAGAAGAGGCCUCCCCCAUGGAAAAGUUUCUCAACCAAAUCAGGAAAAAUAAUAAAUUGGUCAAUGCGGAGUUUACCAAAUUGGAGGAAUCUCUGAUUAUAUAUGAACAAAAAUGUCAAUUUAUUAGAGAUCAAAAUAUUAUAAAGUUUAUUAAUGAUUAAAAGAAAAAUAAAUAAAUUAGUAAUAUACAUGAGUA